Molecule: messenger RNA, 1635 nt
Organism: Helobdella robusta
Lineage: Eukaryota; Metazoa; Annelida; Clitellata; Rhynchobdellida; Glossiphoniidae
Exons: 18
Coding region: 1-1635 (544 amino acids)
Biological process (GO): carbohydrate metabolic process; UDP-N-acetylglucosamine biosynthetic process
Molecular function (GO): phosphoacetylglucosamine mutase activity; magnesium ion binding
Source: RefSeq, a predicted model, not a curated record
AUGAAUCAUCCAAAGUUAAUUAAUCAGAUCUUAGAGUAUGGAACAGCAGGAUUCAGAACAAAGGCCAAUCUUUUAGAUCAUGUUCUUUACCGAGUUGGUAUUUUGGCUGUUCUGAGAUCAAAGUUUAAAAAAGCAACAAUUGGAGUAAUGAUCACGGCUUCGCAUAAUCCUGUUGAGGAUAAUGGAGUAAAACUGGUGGAUCCUCACGGCGAAAUGUUGGCUCCUGAUUGGGAAGUCAUUGCCACUGACCUCGCUAACGUUAGUGAUGAUCGGCUGUCGUCGUUAAUUGACUCUAUUGUACAUAAGUGGGAAAUUGAUAUAACAUCCCCAUCCAAUGUUAUUUUUGCCCGAGAUACCAGGCCAUCUGGAUCAAGUUUAUCUGCGUCAUUGCUUGAUGGAAUAAAAAGUUUAAAUUCUUCUUUCACUGAUUUCGAGAUCUUAACCACUCCUCAGUUACAUUACCUAGUACAUUCUAUCAACACAAAUGGUCUUUAUGGUACUCCAACGCCAGAGGGAUAUAUCAAAAAAUUAUCUGCUGCGUUUAAUCAGCUUCAUUCCAAUAUCAAGCAUGAGACUACACCUUUUGAGAAACCUCGGAUUUUCGUUGAUGGAGCCAAUGGUGUGGGAGCGCUGCAGGUAAAGAAGAUGUCCAAAGAGAUCGAAAGCUACAUCACUAUUGAAGUCUUCAAUGAUGCUACCAGUGGUAAACUCAAUCACAUGUGUGGAGCAGACUAUGUUAAAAUUCAACAAAAAGCUCCAGAAGGUGUACCAAUAAUACCAUAUGAACGAUGCGCCUCAUUUGACGGAGAUGCUGAUCGAGUUAUUUAUUAUUAUUUUGACAGUGAUAAAAGGUUUCACAUGUUAGAUGGUGACAAAAUAGCAGCUCUUAUUGCCGGAUGUAUAUCAGACUUUUGUGUACAAGCGGGUCUCUCCGUUGAUCUCGGGGUCGUACAGACGGCCUAUGCAAAUGGAGCGUCUACAAAAUAUUUGACAGAUACAAAAAUGUUGAAAGUUGCUUGCGUUUGUACUGGUGUGAAGCAUUUGCACAGCAAAGCCCAGGAGUUUGAAGUGGGGGUUUAUUUUGAAGCUAAUGGCCACGGAACUGUUUUAUAUAAAGCAUCAGUUAAGCAGAAGCUUAACCAAGUCAUCCAAAAUGGCUCAUCGGAUGAUUCUUGCAGAGUUGCAGCAGAAAACUUGUUGAACUUCAUUGAUUUGACCAAUGAGACAGUGGGAGAUUCCAUAUCAGACAUGUUACUCGUUGAGACGGCAUUGAAGAUUAAAGCAAUUGAUGUAUUAAUGUGGGAUGCCAUGUAUGUCGAUCUACCCAAUCGGCAACUGAAGACACAGGUCUGCGACCGAAGUAUUUUUGUGCUAACAAAUGCAGAGCAACAAGUUGUUAAACCAGAAUCAAUACAGCCAAAAAUUGAUGAGCUGGUAUCCAAAUAUAAAGAUGGCAGAAGUUUUGUCAGGCCAUCGGGAACGGAAGAUGUGGUAAGAAUUUACGCAGAAGCUGACACUCAAAUGAACGCAGAUUGGCUUGCGUAUGAAGUGAGCUUGGUAGUAUAUGAGCUGGGAGGCGGAUGUGGAAAAAAACCAACACCACCCCAUGACGGGAAGUUGUUAACAAUUGCUUAG